This is a messenger RNA of Hevea brasiliensis (rubber tree), 767 nucleotides long. RefSeq names its product stellacyanin. NCBI's taxonomy places the organism in Eukaryota, Viridiplantae, Streptophyta, Magnoliopsida, Malpighiales, Euphorbiaceae. The coding region runs from base 103 to 636 and encodes 177 amino acids. The record is from RefSeq and is a predicted model, not a curated record. The transcript has 2 exons. Gene Ontology annotation, molecular function: electron transfer activity. Gene Ontology annotation, cellular component: plasma membrane.
CAUUUGCUUACACACUCAGGGAAAACAGAGUCUCCCUUAACAGGACAGAAACAGAGUAAAACCAUAUUACAGGGGGCGACCUGACCUUCAGAACUCAUCCCAAUGGCAAGAAAAUCAAGCAUGGCAUUUCUCGCAGCAGUUGUUAUCGCUGCUUUGAUUCAGAGCUCUGUGGCUCAGACACAACAUACCGUUGGUGAUAACACAGGCUGGACUAUUCCGACUGGGGAUGCUGCAUUGUAUACCAAUUGGGCUUCAAACCAAGACUUUUCUGUUAAUGACAUUCUUGUUUUCAACUAUAACAGUGGAGCACAUGAUGUGGCUGAGGUGACAAAGGAAAAUUAUGACUCAUGCAAUACCAAUAACCCAAUCUCUCUCAAUACCACCGCACCAACAAGAAUCACUCUCACUGCCGGUGAGCAUUUCUACAUUUGUACCAUCUCCGGUCACUGCUCUGCUGGCCAAAAGCUAGCCAUCAAUGUCACCGGCAGCGGCACCACCACACCACCAUCCUCCACAACUCCAUCUUCCCCAUCUCCAACUACCGCCCCUCCUCCACCAGACAGCUCUGCUAGGUCCCUGAGCGUCGCGGGUCUCUCCGCCACCUUCUUGUCGAUCGUUGUAGCUUUCUUGCAUUAGAUUGUGAUGAAAAAAUUACAUUAAUUAAUUAGUCGUGAGUGUGAUUCAUUUUUAUGUAAUUCCAUUGUUACACCGAUGUUCUUAUAGUUUGACCAUACAAUAAAGCUGUUGUCCACUUUUCAGCAUAUAAA